This is a messenger RNA of Neltuma alba, 1019 nucleotides long. RefSeq names its product agamous-like MADS-box protein AGL9 homolog. The record is from RefSeq and is a predicted model, not a curated record. The transcript has 8 exons. Gene Ontology annotation, biological process: positive regulation of transcription by RNA polymerase II. Gene Ontology annotation, cellular component: nucleus. The coding region runs from base 2 to 730 and encodes 242 amino acids. Gene Ontology annotation, molecular function: DNA-binding transcription factor activity; protein dimerization activity; RNA polymerase II transcription regulatory region sequence-specific DNA binding. NCBI's taxonomy places the organism in Eukaryota, Viridiplantae, Streptophyta, Magnoliopsida, Fabales, Fabaceae.
GAUGGGAAGAGGAAGAGUGGAGUUGAAGAGAAUUGAGAACAAGAUCAACAGGCAGGUGACCUUUGCGAAGCGAAGGAAUGGUCUUUUGAAGAAAGCUUACGAGCUUUCCGUUCUUUGUGAUGCGGAGGUUGCUCUCAUCAUCUUCUCCAAUAGAGGAAAGCUGUACGAGUUUUGCAGUAGUUCAAGCAUGCUCAAAACGCUAGAGAGGUACCAGAAAUGCAACUAUGGAGCACCUGAGCCUAAUGUCUCUGCAAGGGAAGCCUUGGAGUUAAGCAGCCAGCAGGAGUACUUGAAGCUGAAGGCACGUUAUGAAGCCCUGCAACGAUCCCAAAGGAAUCUUAUGGGAGAAGAUCUUGGACCUCUAAGCAGCAAAGAACUCGAGUCACUUGAAAGGCAGCUUGAUUCGUCCUUGAAGCAAAUCAGAUCAACUAGGACACAAUUUAUGCUGGAUCAGCUCUCUGAUCUUCAACGUAAGGAACACAUGCUCGGUGAGGCAAACAGGUCACUUAGGCAAAGGCUGGAGGGAUACCAACUAAACCCACUCCAAUUGAAUCCUACUGCUGAAGAAAUGGGAUAUGGGCGGCAACCACCUCAGCCUCAGGACGAUGGCUUCUUUCAUCCCUUGGAGUGUGAGCCAACCUUGCAAAUUGGAUAUCAGGCAGAUCCGGUAUUAGUGGUGACAGCAGGGCCAAGCGUGAAUAACUACAUGCCGGCAGGAUGGUUACCAUGAGAUUAUAUGACCAACCAAAACGUGGUGAUCAUUUCAAUUUUAUUUGAAAUAGGUAACCCAGAAAGGAAAAAAAACAAGAAUGAGAAAAAGUUACAUGGCAUGCCAUAUUGAAGGACUUAUAAAAGCAAGUAUUAUUAAUUCCCUAUUUAUUAGGAACAUUAAUGUAAGUAUUGGUCUGUUGUGUGUGCCCUAGCUGGCUUCCAUAACUGCGCUAGCUUCCCGUUUCCUUCCCUUCCUUGUAUUAAUAAGUGUUAGUGUCUGCACCAACUUAAUAUAUAUAAUCCCUUUU